AUGUCCCUCGCUGCCUCGCCAUUACACUCUGACGUCACUGUGCCCACACUCAUGGAAAACGAGCCCAAUGCGCUGGUCGAGCCUCCUGAAAGCGAGGACUUCCGUUGUAGUCUCGCAAGACUACAUUCCGAUUUGGUCUGGGCCAGCAGGCGUACGGUCACGCUGCGAAAGCAGGUGGUGGAGGCAGAUCUUCAGGCUAUCCGCUCGAAUCGCGUAUCUCGAACGUAUCGGUCGCCUCUCUGGGUCGUCGCGUUGCUCGACGAGAUACGACCCGCACAGGACCUGGUUUAUUAA
This is a messenger RNA of Peniophora sp. CBMAI 1063, 294 nucleotides long. The record is from the annotation of a GenBank genome assembly. Lineage: Eukaryota; Fungi; Basidiomycota; Agaricomycetes; Russulales; Peniophoraceae.